Messenger RNA from Nannospalax galili (Upper Galilee mountains blind mole rat), 2799 nucleotides. RefSeq names its product primase and DNA directed polymerase (gene Primpol). Gene Ontology annotation, cellular component: nucleus; mitochondrial matrix. The transcript has 13 exons. The coding region runs from base 914 to 2599 and encodes 561 amino acids. Gene Ontology annotation, biological process: DNA replication, synthesis of primer; replication fork processing; error-prone translesion synthesis. The record is from RefSeq and is a predicted model, not a curated record. NCBI's taxonomy places the organism in Eukaryota, Metazoa, Chordata, Mammalia, Rodentia, Spalacidae. Gene Ontology annotation, molecular function: chromatin binding; DNA-directed DNA polymerase activity.
CCUCACUUCUUCCUGGCUCUCCUCCACUUAAUCAAAAGUCCUGAACCGGAUACUGUACUUUUGGGGGUCACACGCUUAUCUCAGAGACUGAUGCAACUGUGUCGUGUUUUUGCAGAACUUACCGAAACACAUGAGCACAGAAUUCACCAUCCUAAAUUCAGGAGCAGGAUCCUCUGACAACAAAUCAGAGACUCCAUGACAGAGCCAGCUUGCCACCAACAUUUGCCUACUUGGUUUUAAACUAUUCUUCAAUUAUCAUGUACAUAGUUGUACACAUGCCUACCGUUUGUUGAAUAUUGAAUCCGUGUUCUUUUCCAUAAUACCUUUUUAAAAAUCCUUUCAACCCUUUAAAGUAGGAACUCCAGUUCGAACUGAGGAUCUGAGGCUAAAGAGGGAAGUGGUUUGCUCUUGUUAAAAGCAGAGCCACUGUAGUUAAGCACAGAUCCCAGAAAACUGAUCUUUAUCCAUCCCAAAGUGAGGGUGGAUCAGUCCUUUAUUCCAUUGGACAAAAACUAAGCAAUAAAACCCAUUCAACCCUGAUGGUAGCUCAAGGGACUAAUUCUGAAACUUUUACCCCUUGUGGUACCUAAACCCCUUCCUGUGCUAAGGUUUCUUAAAAUGAUAUUUCAGAUACAGCAUCAGCAACAAUUAUCUGCAAAGUUUAGUGUAAAUAGGUUUAUUAUAGCCUACAUGUAUUUUGCCUGAGCCCUGUUAACUUCUCCUUGGAGAGGUGUACCAGAUGAACAGACAGUGAUAUGGGCUUCACAAGGGAAGAAUUCAGGAAAAGCAAUGUGAAGUCUUUCAGCUGGAAUAAGAGCUUUGGAAGUGGUCCAGGGUCAGAGUGCACAUGGCCAUUCGCUGGUAAGGAAUAGAAUUUGUGAGAUUGGAUUUAUUCUCUCCAUUCUUCUGAACCAUGAUGGGAAAAUGGGAAGCAAAACUCAAGCACAUUGAAGAGCGAGCGUCUCUGUAUGAGAGGAAGCCGUUGCCCUCGUUAUACAGACCAAGAUUGUCCAAGCCAGAAGAGCCCCCCUCCAUCUGGAAGCUCUUUCCUCGACAAAAUCAAGCCUUUAAUUUUGUUAAAAGCUGUAAGGAGGAUGUUCACGUAUUUGCUCUGGAAUGCAAAGUGGGAGAUGGACAACGUGUUUACCUUGUAACAACCUAUGCUCAACUUUGGUUUUACUAUAAAUCCCGAAAAACUCUCUUGCAUUGUUACGAAGUUAUUCCAGAAAAUGCUGUGUGCAAGCUUUAUUUUGAUUUGGAAUUUAACAAAUCGGCCAAUCCGCAAGCUGAUGGGAAGAAGAUGGUUGCAUUUCUCAUAGAGUAUGUUUGUAAAGCACUUCAAGAGUUGUACAGUGUUCAUUGUUCAUCUGAAGAUGUUUUCAACUUGGAUUCUAGCACUGAAGAAAAAUUUAGCUGCCAUCUAAUAUUUCAGCUCCAUGAUGUGGCAUUUAAAGAUAACAUUCAUGUUGGUAAUUUUGUGAGAAAAAUCUUCCAGCCUGCUCUUCACUUCAUUGCCAAGGAAGAUGAUGAUAGGAUUCCAGAGAUAAUGGACCAUGGAGUUUCCCAUGUAUCAUUUUCUAAUGUAUCAUUAAAACAAGAAAUUUCUUUUAAUAAAAUGUCCAUAGAUAAAGCUAUAGAAGAGAGAUGGACAUUGAACUCAGAGACCCCAGAGAAGCUACGGUCACCUGAGCAAAGUGGCCCUGAUCUUUCAUUUUUAGUUGUGAAGAAUAACAUGGGAGAAAAGCAUCUUUUUGUGGAUCUAGGAGUUUAUACAAGAAACAGAAACUUUCGGCUGUAUAAAUCAUCAAAAAUAGGAAAGUGUGUGGCUCUGGAGGUCGCUGAAGAUAACAAGUUUUUUCCUAAACAGUCAAAAGAUAUUUCUCAAGAAAACCAGUAUUUUCUCUCUUCCUUGGUUAGCAACAUCAGAUUCUCAGAUACUUUACGAAUUCUUACAUGUGACACAUCUCAGAAUAAAAGAAAGCGAGCUGAGUGUUUUAACAACACUGGUAUUUCAGCAGAAACCAUUGAAGGUUUCCAGUGUUCACCCUAUCCUGAAGUUGAUCAAUUUGUUCUUUCUUUGGUGACUAAAAAUGACAUUAAAGGAGGAAUUCGGCGUUGGAAUUACUUUUUCCCUGAAGAGUUACUGGUUUAUGAUAUUAGUAAAUAUCGUUGGUGUAAAAACAUUGGAAGAGCCCACAAGAGUAAUAAUAUUAUGAUCCUGGUUGAUCUGAAAAAUGAAGUUUGGUAUCAAAAAUGUCAUGACCCUGUAUGUAAAGCAGAAAACUUCAAAUCUGACUGUUUUCCAUUACCUGCUGAACUAAGUCUCCUGUUUCUUCUCAAAGAGGAAGAGUUUACUUCUGAUGAAACAGAUGAAAUCAGCCACAGAGAGACCAAGAAUUCUCAAAAGCCAUCAUCCAGUAAACUGCCACCUGGUGGACUUUCUGAUGCUGACUGGGAUAACGACAAAGAUGAUGCUUGUUUGUUAGAAGCUACAGAAGAUGUGGAAUUAGCUGAAGCUGCAGAGAACAGUCUUCUCGGUUACAGUAGUGCAGUUGAUGAUAUUCCCGAUGAACUAAUUGUAGAAGCAUUACAAGAGUAGCUAUGAACAAAGCUUACACAACUAGCUACAAUUUGCCUAACGUGAGAUCUGAUAAUAUAAACAUUAAAUUAGGGCUCAGGGUAGAGCCCAGUGGUGGAACAUUUGCUUUGUAUGUGCAAGGCUCUGAAUUUAAUCUCUAACACCAUUUAAAAAAAAAAAUCAAAUUAUAUUAACUUAUUAUUAAACAUGUUUAUAUCGUU